CUGAACUCUAUCAGUUUCAGUCUUACAUAAAGAUAUUUGAAUAUCAUGGAUACUAAAAAACUAUUGUUCAAAACCUUGUGUUUGAUUUUAUUCUUGAGUGAUGGUUUGGUGGCGACUGGGCCAAUUAAAAUAGAUAAACCUGACAAGGAGAAGGGAGAAAUAGGAUUAAAAGAUGAGAAUGAUAUUAUGCGCCGUCUUAAACUUCUUGAGACAAGUCAAGAUGAUAUCAAAGAAGAAAACCAAAAACUGAAAGAUGAAAACAGAAAACUUCGAGAAGACUUAGACAAUUUAAGAUCAGAUAUUUCAUCAGAGAAAACACGGACAGACAGUUACUUUACAUACCUACAGUCACAAAUAAACGAUCAACGUGAUAAGAACAAACAUCUUGAGAAAAACAUCUACAGUACCCAAACACAUUCUGAAGGGUUACAGGACAGAAACAAGCAACAUGACAGAAUUACUCAAUCCUUUGAAUCUGUGGCCGAAGCAGGGACAAUUGAAUCAACGUCAAAUAAUCACUCAAACCUUCAAUCAAAGAUUAAUCCUCUGUCGGCACCUGAAAACAGUAAAGAUGUGAAACCCAACAUUACUGAAACUGAACAUAACCAAGCAUUCCGACGUCUUCAACGCUCGUAUAAAUCGCUGGAAAGAAAUAUUGGUAAGAACAGGUCCGGAGAACACCGCAUUAAAAGAGCUCAAAACGAAGUUAACAUUGCAUUUUAUGCUGUCAUAGGAGACCACCAUGUACAACAUGCCGGUAUUAAUCAGAAUAUCGUUUUCGAUAAAGUAAUCACAAACUUAGGCAACGCUUACAAUAAAUAUUCCGGAGAUUUCAAGGCUCCGGUUUCCGGCACCUACGUGUUUUCGGCCACACUUAUGGCAUACGACUCACAGACUGCACACUACAGAAUCAUGUCAAAUGGGACAGACGUGGGCAAUAUGUAUCUUCAUGGCACAGGGGGAGCAACAACAGCUAUGACAGUGAUACUUCAGCUAAACAAGGGCGAUGACGUCUUCUUGCAGAAUAUUGAUUCGGAUAAACCGCUCCAUGGCUAUGCUUAUAGCACAUUUUCGGGCUAUCUUCUGCAACAGGACUUCUCCGCUACCGAAAUUGUGGGAAAAUAGUAAAAUAUUGAUAACCAAAUAGUAAAUAAACAGUGUGAAUGAG
Molecule: messenger RNA, 1168 nt
Organism: Ruditapes philippinarum (Manila clam)
Lineage: Eukaryota; Metazoa; Mollusca; Bivalvia; Venerida; Veneridae
Exons: 2
Coding region: 46-1125 (359 amino acids)
Molecular function (GO): protein binding
Source: RefSeq, a predicted model, not a curated record